Messenger RNA from Acanthosepion pharaonis, 972 nucleotides. The record is from the annotation of a GenBank genome assembly. Lineage: Eukaryota; Metazoa; Mollusca; Cephalopoda; Sepiida; Sepiidae.
AUGAAAUAUAUUUUUCUGAGUUUAUCCAUAUCGAUCUAUCUAUCUUCUCUAUCUAUCUAUCUAUCUAUCUAUCUAUCUAUUUUUUCCGCCUGUCGGAGCCUGUCUCGAUUUGAUUUAUCUAUCGAUCGACAAAGUUCGUUACAUAUCUACGUUUUUUUUUUAUAUUCCUUCUUCUUUUUCGCUCCUAUCUUUUUUCUUUCUUUCUUUCUUUCUUUCUUUCUUUCUUUCUUUCUUUCUUUCUUUCUUUCAAUAUUCCUUUCUCCUAUGAGUUUCUCCAUGCCGUCCGUUCUUUCUUUCUUUCUUUCUUUCUUUCUUUCUUUCUUUCUUUCUUUCUUUCUUUCUUUCUUUCUUUCUCUCUUUCUUUUUCUCUUUCUUUCCAGUAUUUUCUUUCAUUCUCGCUUUCUUCCCACUAAUUUCUUUCUUUCUUUCUUUCUUUCUUUCUUUCUUUCUUUCUUUCUUUCUUUGCUUGAUCCCUUUGCAUCUUUCUUUCUUUCUUUCUUUCUUUCUUUCUUUCUUUCUUAUAUAUCCUUUUGUUCAUUUUUAUUCAAGCCAUUCUUUAUCUUUCUUUCUUUUCUUUCUUUCUUUCUUUCUUUCUUUCUUUCUUCUUUUUAUUGUAACCUUUCAUCUUUCCUUUCUUCUUUCUAUUCUUUUCUAUUUUUCGUUUUCAAUUUUCUUCUGAAACCAUUCUGUUCAUUAUACCCUAUCUAUCUAUCUAUCUAUCUAUCUAUCUAUCUAUCUAUCUAUCUAUUUCAGUCUGUUCAUAUCUAUCUAUCUAUCUAUCUAUCUAUCUAUCUAUCUAUCUAUCUAUCUAUCUAUCUAUCUCUGCCUUUUUAUUUUUUAAAGUGUUCUUUGCAUUUCAAUAAUUUGGCGAAGUAUAUUUUAAACGACACCUAUCAACAUUUUUCUUUAAUCAUCUCUGCCAGUCUUCCUCACCACUCACCCUGUUCAAUUUUUCCUUGUUGUUCAAUUUGA